Alexandromys fortis (reed vole) is the source of this 3191-nucleotide messenger RNA. It is a transcript of the gene Cirop, whose product is annotated as ciliated left-right organizer metallopeptidase. Gene Ontology annotation, biological process: cell adhesion; proteolysis. The record is from RefSeq and is a predicted model, not a curated record. The transcript is spliced from 14 exons. Gene Ontology annotation, molecular function: metalloendopeptidase activity. The coding region runs from base 215 to 2410 and encodes 731 amino acids. NCBI's taxonomy places the organism in Eukaryota, Metazoa, Chordata, Mammalia, Rodentia, Cricetidae. Gene Ontology annotation, cellular component: cytoplasm; membrane.
UGUGGUCUUGGGGGAGACUUCAAGACUUCCCACUGAGAAAGUGGGGUAGGCCCUCUCUGGGAAAGUAAACUGAAGAUUCGGAGUCACACUUCCCCAGCUCUCCACCUCUGGCACCCUAGAGGAGACAGCCCUAGUCCUUGUGGUCCAUAUCCUACCUCCUAGUAGGAAAGGAGACUUAGUUAACAACUUCCAGCUCCUCAGAGAGCAAGCGAGAAUGGUUCCGGGUGUGUGGAGAGAGAAUACAGAGAGAAGGGAAAUGCGAGACCUGGCCACAGCGGGCAGGACCCAGGGCUGGCCGUGGAGACACAGAGUGAAGAUGCAGCUGCUACUCCUCCUUGGGGUAGCCACAAGCAGAUGUCUGCAUGACAAGACCCAGAAGACUGUGCGCCUUCUCAGGCCCCACUUCUCCCAAACGCCCAUACACUCCCGCUCCUCAAUCCUUCCUCUCCCUGACUCCCAUGAUCCUCAACCCCUUAGAAUCCAGACCUACUAUACAAGAGAUCCCGUAUCCAAUGAAGCUUGGGCUCCUGAUGCGGAUGAAAUGAGAGGGGCAUCUCGAGCCCUGGCUGCACUGAGAGAGACCACUCGAAGAAUUCAGAGUAUCCUUGCAGUCACCCCAGUACAAGGACCUCUGCUUCUGAGUCGGGACCCCACACGAUACUGCCAUGCCCUCUGGGGAGACCCAGACACUCCAAACUACCACAGGUGUAGCCUCUUGAACCCAGGAUACCAAGGAGAGAGUUGCCUCGGGGCAAAGAUACCUGAUGCCCAUCUGCGCGGUUACUCCGUGUGGCCAGAGCAUGGUCUGCCCCAGCAGAUCCAACCAGAUGGCCCCGGAGUCCAAAACACCGAUUUUCUCCUGUAUGUGCGGGUCGCCCACACUUCCAAGUGUCACAAAGAGCCCUCUGUCAUAGCUUAUGCCGCCUGCUGCCAGCUGGACUCAGAAGACAGGCCCCUUGCUGGUACCAUUGUCUACUGUGCCCAACAUCUCACCAGCCCCAGCCUCAGCCAUAGUGAUAUUGCCAUGGGUACGCUACAUGAGCUGCUCCACGCACUGGGUUUUUCUGGAGAGCUCUUCAAGAAAUGGCGGGAUUGCCCCUCAGAACUCAGUGCCAGAGAGAACUGUUCAACAAGGAGACAAGUGACAAGGCGAGAUGAGUGGGGACAACUGCUUCUCAGCACCCCCGCUGUUAGCCACAGCCUAGCCAAGCACUUGGGCGUCCCGGGCGCUUUGCUGGGUGCUCCUUUGGAAGAAGAGGGCUCUCUGUCUUCACACUGGGAGUCCAGGUUGUUCCAGGGCUCUGUGAUGACGGCUACCUUCGAAGGUGCCCAGCGCAGUCGCCUUGACCCAGUAACGCUCGCUGCCUUUGAAGAUUCAGGCUGGUAUCAAGUCAACUACAGCGCUGCAGAGCAGCUAUUGUGGGGUCAGGGCUCUGGUGUAGGAUUUGGCCUGGUGAGCACAUGCAGCAACGGGUCCUCAGACUUCUUCUGCACCCGCAGUGGGCUGGGCUGCCACUACCUGCACCUGGACAAGGGAAGCUGCUCCUCAGACCCAACGCUAGAAGGCUGCCGCAUGUACAAACCCUUAGCCAGUGGGAGUGAGUGCUGGAAGGUGGAGAACGGACUCCUCGCUGGAGCAGAGAACCCCCACGGGGAGAUCUACCAUCCCUACAGCCGAUGCUUCCUUGCCAACCUCACCUCCCAAGUGCUCUCCAAAGACAAGGGCAGCCAGCUCUCGGUGACUCCCACAGGCCGUUGCUAUCUUCAUCAAUGCACACACAAGGGAGCGUACAAAGUACAAGUGGAGGGAUCACCGUGGAUACCCUGCCUUCCGGGAAAGGCUAUUCAGAUACCUGGAUACUAUGGUCUUCUCUACUGUCCCCAAGGCCGGCUAUGCUUGAGUAACGAAGGUACCAGUGCCAUCACUUCUCCACCGAGGAGUUUUUCAACCCCAAACCUGCUAUUCCAGCUGCCUUUAGGGCUAACUGGUACCCCAGGCUACUCUCUGGGGAAAGAACAGAGAGAAGAGCUGGCUGAGGUGGUUCUGCAGGCUCUGGUGACAAGAGGUGGCACCAGCAGGUGCUAUUUUCACAGCCCAGCCAUCACCUCGAGUCUGGUGUUCACUGUGAGUAUGUGGAAGCCUCCAGGCUGCCGAGGGCCUUCCGUUGCUACACUGUACAGGACCCUGACUCUGACUCUUCAGGAGAAACCCCUCCAAGUCCACUAUGAAGAAGUCAUCUUUACCACAGAAUACAGCAAGCUGUUGACUUCCUCGGACCAUAACCUCUCUGUGACUGACCAACUUCUACCCACGGGAUUCUGCCUACUGUUGCUAAUUCUGGUGGGUGCAUUGGGAACUAUGGCUUAUCAGAAACGAGCUACACUCCAAGUGGGACCAUCUACCACUUAAUCAUCAUGAGAGAUACAUGUGCAGGUGUGAUGCCAGCCAGCAAAAUGAAAAUGGCUCAAUGGGUAAAGUCACUUACCUGAAUUUGAUUCUUAAGGAGCCACAAAGUGGCGAGAGAAGACUAACUCCUACAAGUUGUCCUGACUUCUGCGUGCACAUUGUAUGUAGCUCAUAAGUACCCAUAUACAGACAUAUAUGAACACAUGCAGAACUGCUUAAUUUUAGUACCUAUUUAUGUAUGAGUGUUCUAUCUGUAUGCCUGCAUAUUAGAAGAAGGCAUCAGAUCCCAUUACAGAUGGCUGGGAGCCACCAUGUGGCUGUUGGGAAUUGAACUCAGGACCACUGGAAGAGCAGCCAGUGCAGCCAAUGCUCAUAACUGCUGAGCCAUCUCUCCAGCCCCCUCUACUGCUUUUGUUUUAUUCAUUCAUUCAUUUCUAUUUUCGAGACAGGGUUUCUCCGUAGCUUUUUGGUUCCUGUCCUGGAACUAGCUCUUCUAGACCAGGCUGGCCUCGAACUCACAAAGAUCCACCUGCCUCUGCUUCCCGAGUGCUGGGAUUAAAGGCGUGCACCACCACCGCCCACCCGGCUUCUACUGGUUUUUUUUUUUGUUUUGUUUUAUUUCGUUUUUCAAGACAGGGUUUCUCUGUGUAGACCCUGGUGUCCUGGAACUUACUCUGUAGAACAGACUGGUCUUGAACUCAGGAGAUCUACCUGUCUCUGCCUCCUGAGUGCUGGGAUUAAGGCCCACACACUUAAAAAUAAACAAAAAUCUAUUUAUUGUAAA